Lepus europaeus (European hare) is the source of this 4976-nucleotide messenger RNA. It is a transcript of the gene ESYT2, whose product is annotated as extended synaptotagmin 2. The coding region runs from base 1 to 2538 and encodes 845 amino acids. Gene Ontology annotation, biological process: lipid transport. The record is from RefSeq and is a predicted model, not a curated record. NCBI's taxonomy places the organism in Eukaryota, Metazoa, Chordata, Mammalia, Lagomorpha, Leporidae. Gene Ontology annotation, molecular function: lipid binding. The transcript has 22 exons.
AUGAGCGGCGCCCAGGACGAGAGCCCGGAGGCCGCGGCUGGCCGGGCCGGCGAGCGCCCGGCGGCCGAGCCUGCCGGCGGCGCCCUAAGCGUGGACGUGCCGGGGCUGCUGGCGCAGCUGGCGCGCAGCUUCGCGCUGCUGCUGCCGGUGUACGCGCUCGGCUACCUGGGCUUGAGCUUCAGCUGGGUGCUGCUGGCGCUGGGGCUGCUGGCCUGGUGCCGCCGGAGCCGCGGCCUCAAGGCGAGCCGCCUGUGCCGCGCGCUGGCGCUGCUGGAGGACGAGGAGCGCGCCGUGCGCCUCGGGGUGCGCGCCUGCGACCUGCCGGCCUGGGUUCAUUUUCCAGACACUGAAAGAGCAGAAUGGCUAAAUAAGACUGUAAAACACAUGUGGCCUUUUAUUUGCCAGUUUAUAGAGAAGUUGUUUCGAGAAACGAUUGAGCCAGCCGUGCGCGGAGCGAACACCCACCUUAGCACCUUUAGUUUCACGAAGGUCGAUGUGGGUGAACAGCCUCUUCGGAUCAACGGUGUUAAGGUGUAUACUGAAAAUGUAGACAAAAGGCAAAUCAUUCUGGACCUCCAGAUUAGUUUUGUAGGAAAUUGUGAGAUUGAUUUGGAGAUUAAGCGAUAUUUUUGUAGAGCUGGUGUGAAAAGUAUACAGAUCCAUGGUACCAUGCGAGUGAUCUUGGAGCCACUGAUUGGAGACAUGCCUUUAGUCGGAGCUUUAUCUAUAUUCUUCCUUAGGAAACCACUUUUAGAAAUUAACUGGACAGGACUGACUAAUCUGCUGGAUAUCCCUGGAUUAAAUGGUUUAUCAGAUACUAUCAUUCUGGAUAUCAUAUCAAACUAUCUGGUGCUUCCUAAUCGAAUCACUGUUCCUCUUGUCAGUGAAGUUCAGAUAGCUCAGUUACGGUUUCCUAUACCAAAGGGUGUUCUAAGGAUACAUUUUCUUGAAGCUCAGGAUCUUCAGGGGAAGGAUACUUACCUUAAGGGACUUGUCAAGGGAAAAUCAGACCCCUAUGGGAUUAUUCGAGUUGGCAACCAGAUCUUCCAAAGCAAGGUCAUCAAAGAGAACCUUAGUCCAAAGUGGAACGAAGUGUACGAGGCUUUAGUAUAUGAACAUCCUGGACAAGAAUUAGAGAUUGAGCUCUUUGAUGAAGAUCCAGACAAGGAUGACUUUCUAGGAAGUCUUAUGAUUGAUCUUAUCGAAGUUGAAAAGGAGCGCCUUUUAGAUGAAUGGUUCACGCUGGACGAGGUGCCAAAAGGAAAGCUGCACUUGAAACUGGAGUGGCUCACAUUGAUGCCAAACGCUUCAAACCUUGAUAAGGUGCUAACAGACAUCCGAGCUGAUAAAGACCAAGCCAAUGAUGGUCUUUCUUCUGCACUGCUGAUCUUGUAUUUGGAUUCAGCAAGGAACCUUCCGUCAGGGAAGAAAAUAAACAGCAACCCAAAUCCUCUUGUCCAAAUGUCAGUUGGGCACAGGGCCCAAGAGAGCAAGAUUCGGUACAAAACAAAUGAACCUGUGUGGGAGGAAAACUUCACCUUCUUCAUUCACAAUCCCAAGCGCCAGGACCUUGAAAUUGAGGUCAAAGAUGAACAGCAUCAGUGUUCUCUGGGGAACCUGAAGAUCCCUCUCAGCCAGCUCCUUGCAAGCGAUGACAUGACCGUGAAUCAGCGAUUCCAGCUCAGUAAUUCAGGUCCAAACAGCACUAUAAAAAUGAAGAUUGCCCUCAGGGUACUCCAUCUUGAAAAGCAAGAAAGGUCUCCAGACUACCAACAUUCGGCUCAAGUAAAACGACCCUCUGUUUCCAAAGAAGGGAGGAAAAUGCCUGUCAAAUCCCAGGUGUCUGUAUCCUCCGGCACCGGUGGCAGCAGCACGGCUCCUUCCACUCCAGUCAUUGGGGGUGGAGAUAAGCCUGGUGUGGAAGACAAAGCCCAGCCCCCUGAAGCCAGCCCAACGGCCCCACGUGACUUGGGCCGAAGCUCCUCCAGCCUCCUGGCCUCUCCGAGCCAUGUCUCAGCGAAGGAGCCCACCCCUAGCAUAGCCUCAGAUAUAUCAUUGCCCAUCGCCACCCAGGAGCUGCGGCAAAGACUGCGACAGCUCGAAAAUGGGACGACCCUGGGGCAGUCUCCGCUGGGGCAGAUCCAGCUGACCAUCCGACACAGCUCACAGAGAAACAAGCUCAUCGUGGUCGUCCACUCGUGCAGAAACCUCAUUGCCUUUUCUGAAGAUGGCUCUGAUCCAUAUGUUCGCAUGUAUUUAUUACCAGACAAAAGGAGGUCAGGCAGGAGGAAAACGCACGUGUCGAAGAAGACAUUAAACCCAGUGUUUGAUCAAAGCUUUGAUUUCAGCGUCUCGUUACCCGAGGUGCAGAGGAGAACCCUGGACGUGGCUGUGAAGAACAGUGGCGGCUUCUUGUCCAAAGACAAAGGGCUUCUUGGCAAAGUGCUGGUUGCCCUGGCAUCGGAAGACCUUGCCAAAGGCUGGACCCGAUGGUAUGACCUCACAGAAGACGGGGGGAGACCACAGGUGGUAACGUAGCCGCACCGGACGUGAGGCACCCUCCUUGGUGUGUUGCGCGCCUCUGCUCAGAACACAGCCCUCUCACAGACAAACCAACAUUAUUUUUAUAGUUUCAUGUAUUCAGUUAUACAUACCUUAAUAGUUUUAUAGAACUGUUGCCAUACGAGGCAAAUCUGGCCAACAUUAUCAUGAAAUUUUGUUUGUUAAAUUUCCUUUAUGAUUUCACCAGUUAUGACAUUGUGCAAUAGGAUAGUAGUUACUUGUGUUAUGUAAACUGUGUCCGUUGUAUCUAAGGAAACGUAUAUAUGUACACGCUUUAUUGUUGCCUUGUUUUGUAUAUCACUGAGGUGUACUAUGCCAUGUAAAUAGACUCUAUUUUUUAUAAUCUCUACAUGCUGAUUUGAAUUCAGAAGAAAAUGGAUCAAGGAAAUAUAUAUUUUCUUCUAAAACUUAUUAAAUUCUUGUGACAAAUAAUCAUUUUCAUCUUUGCACAAAAAGUUCUCUGACAGUGACCUAUUUUGUGGUGUUUCUUUCUAAAUAGAAAAACUUCAAGAUUAUUAAUAUUCGUAUAUUUCUGCCCAUUAUGAAUGAUAAAGUAUUCAAAAUAUUAACAUUUUCAUAAAUAUAUAGAUGUAUUAUUGAGAAAUCAGUUGAAGGGCUUCUAAGGAAAAUGUUUAAUAACUGAGUAAUAUAAAGUAUUAAGAGAGUUGUCAUGGUUUAUAAACCUUAAUGUACUAAUCUGAUAUUUCUUACAUACAAUGAAAUGUCUUAAGUUUAUUUUUAAUUGGUUAUUGUAACUUAUUCAUGAAAUAGUGCACAGAUACACACAUUAUACUUUUCCUUAAAUAUAGGGGAACAGGCUUUCAAUGUUAGCAAUUAAGCUAUUGUCGGUCAUGAGCUGUGUUCAUUUCUAGUGUUUUCCAACCCAGAAAGAGAGCUGCAUGAUGUUGUUCUGAAGGCGAAGUGGGUCAGGGCGAGUGGAUAGGAUAUUGCACUACAAACUAAUAGCUCAUUCACUCCCCUGCUACUGUGAGGAGAACCUAGUUGUACAUCAUACAUAGGAUGUGUCAUCUUUGAAGUGGAGCGUGGUGCCAUCCUGCCGAUGCAUGGGCCCCUGCAAGAACCCAGGGGUUUGACCCAGCGGCCAAGGGUUUUAAGUAACCCUUCAUGGGAUUCCUCACUUUAAGCCAUGACUGACUUUAAUAAUGGGGUGUGGUUAUACAAUUUUUAUUUUGAGAUCGUUUUUCCUUUCUAGACUGUUAACAGCAUGUUUUGUAUACUUAAGAAUACCCCAGACCUCUUGUGAGGUGAGGCUGCCUGGCAGUGUCGUGAGCUAUGCAUGUCUAUAAACAAAGUGUGCACAUAUGCAGGAAGGUUUUUCCGUGUCUGUUUUAAGCUGUGUGAUGAAAAUAGCCAUGAGAACAUUCUAAACUAUGUAUCCACGUCCCGGGGAACAUGUAGCUUUGUAACUGAAAUUGGAGAUGUAACUGAGGGACACUCCUAUGACCAAACAUACCAAAGUGCCUAUGGUGGAUGCUGGUGGUUAUUUCUACACUCUCCUCCCUGGCAGCAGAUUUCCAUUUUAUGUCAGUUUCUAGCUUACACUUUGAACCAUGUGUUUAUUUAUAGGCAGUUGAUAGCUUCACAACACAUUUCAUGUUAAUCAUAAAGACCAGUACAAUCUCACCGUCUCCUGUUUAAUGACACUUUAUCCUGAGGCCACUUUCUAAAUAAUUUCCUAUAAGUGUAUAGAGUUGAUCAUUCUAGGGGGAAGUUGGUGGAUUUGUUGCACAUACAUAUGAACCUGUAUGCACACAAAACAUUUAAGGUAUUUCAGUAGCAUGAGAAAGACAAGUAAUAGCUUGUCAAAUCUAACUGCUUACCCACGCUAUUGGACUUUUUGAAGGUUUGUUUUUUUUUUUUUAAUGAGGUCUCUCGAAGGGCUUCAGUCACUAUCUAUAAAAGCGGAGAAACACUUGCUAGACUUUCACCAUGCCAGUACUUAUCAGCAUCCCAAACAUCUGGGUUUGACACCCCUCUACUUAAUCUGUUCAGUGUGUAUUCUACUUACAGGGAUGCUUUACUUACGCAAUCAGGCAAAACAAAUACAACUGCAGGUACGAAGCCCACGGGAAGCCAGUUUAGUAGCACAGUGCACUGACCUCUGACACUCCGAGGUUGGGAGGGCCUCUCAGGGGUUGCACACAAGGUUCCCACCUGCAGGUCUGAGGCCUCUGGUGGCUCUCUCCGUUCUCUGAACAGAAGGAACGAAAGGGGAUGACUCCAAGGCACUGGAGCCCUCCCAGAUGAGCCCUCCCUUUGUAUUGUGUGGGGAUGGUUUAGAAUUACCUUCAAGGCCAUACUCUCAGCACUCCAGGAUCCUAAUGGUGAACACACUCUCAAGUUGUUCUCAAAAUGCUGAUUUUUAGUUUUAAUAACCAACUUAUCUAGGAAAA